AUGCAGUUCACCACCACCAUCGCCCUCCUCAUCGCUGCCGUCAGCAUCAAUGCCGCCCCAACGGAGAUGAGCAAGCGCCUCGACACAAUCCCUCUCAAGUUCUACUCUGGCCCAGGCUGCAACAGCGGCAUCGCCGUGACGACCGCCUACAUCCCCGCCGAUGGCUCCUGCUUCCCUACCUCGCCCAUCUUCAGCGGAAACACAGACUCCGCGUUGAUCCUCCCUACCGACUUGCCGGCGCUGCCUGCUGGUUGCACUCGUGAGUUACCUGAAACGAACGUCAACAGCAUCGUCUACGAUGUCACUGGUCGUUGCGGUACUUUCGGUCCUAACAAGCCCAUCUUCUCCGCGAGGGCUGUUGGCACUUGCCAGUGA
Molecule: messenger RNA, 375 nt
Organism: Alternaria metachromatica
Lineage: Eukaryota; Fungi; Ascomycota; Dothideomycetes; Pleosporales; Pleosporaceae
Exons: 2
Coding region: 1-375 (124 amino acids)
Source: RefSeq, a predicted model, not a curated record